Molecule: messenger RNA, 1263 nt
Organism: Salvia hispanica
Lineage: Eukaryota; Viridiplantae; Streptophyta; Magnoliopsida; Lamiales; Lamiaceae
Product: heme oxygenase 1, chloroplastic-like
Biological process (GO): phytochromobilin biosynthetic process; heme oxidation
Molecular function (GO): heme oxygenase (decyclizing) activity
Source: RefSeq, a predicted model, not a curated record
CUCUCUCUCCUCCUUCAAUAGAGAAAAAAAAGGGACGGAUCUAUCCAAUUGGAAUUUCCAUGGCGGAAUAACCGUUAUCCCUUCUUUUGAUUUAUUUUUUAUACAGACAAUCGCGAAAUCCAGAAACAUUUAUUCACAUAAAAUAAUCUUCCCCUCUUGUCUAUUGCAAUUCUUCAAACCGCCAUUAUUGCAGCCAUACCUGUGCUUAUUUUUCUCCACAUUCUUAUCUUGUUUGCACUCAACUGCAAUAUUAAACUACCUGUCUCUAUCAACUCUUGACUGCUUCCUUGGAUAGCAGCUUCCCCACGCUAUACGAUGUCUUCUAUAACACCCAUCUCCAGCGCUCAACCCCUCUUCAAGAAAUCUCAAUUGGGAGCCUCGCAAAAGCCCCAAGCUCAUUUUUUGUCCAUGCCCAUAUCGCCGAAGAAGUCGAGGAUGGUGGUGGUUGCAGCAACGACGGCGGCUGAGAAGGGGAAAAAGAGGUACCCUGGCGAGGCGAAGGGGUUUGUGGAGGAGAUGAGAUUUGUGGCUAUGAAGCUGCAUACCAAAGAUCAAGCCAAGGAGGGGGAGAAGGAGCCGCAGGGGCAGCCUCUUGCUAGAUGGGAGCCUAGCGUUGAAGGCUACUUGAGAUUCUUGGUUGAUAGCAAGUUGGUUUAUGAUACUCUUGAGAGGAUUGUCGACAAAGCCGCUUUCCCUGAAUAUGCAGAAUUCAAGAACACAGGGCUCGAAAGAUCAGAAAGGCUUGCAAAAGAUCUUGAAUGGUUCAAGGAGCAAGGUCAUGCAAUCCCUGAACCAUCAUCUCCUGGCAUUACCUAUGCUCAGUAUGUCGAGGAGUUAUCUGAAAAAGAUCCUCCGGCAUUCAUUUGCCAUUUCUACAAUACGUACUUUGCUCACUCAGCCGGUGGCAGGAUGAUAGGGAGGAAGGUAGCCGAGAAGAUACUGAAUGGGAAGGAAUUGGAGUUCUACAAAUGGGAAGGGGAGCUGUCCCAAUUGCUUCAGAAUGUUCGGGAUAAGCUAAACCGAGUUGCUGAAAAUUGGAGUAGGGAGGAGAAGGAUCAUUGCCUCGAAGAAACUGAAAAAUCGUUCAAGUUUUCUGGGGAAAUUCUUCGUCUGGUGUUGUCCUAACUCAGACUGCAAACUUGUUAUUUACAUGUGUAAUUCUGAGAUGGAAUAUCUUCUGUACAAAUUACUCUCCAUCUACCAAUGUAUCUUCCAAAUUAAUCACUUAUGUUAUAAUGUCAUCAUGUCCUGUUUAAAAGUAAA